This is a messenger RNA of Lycium ferocissimum, 1024 nucleotides long. Its product is annotated as probable E3 ubiquitin-protein ligase ZFP1. NCBI's taxonomy places the organism in Eukaryota, Viridiplantae, Streptophyta, Magnoliopsida, Solanales, Solanaceae. The transcript is spliced from 4 exons. Bases 69 to 974 code for a protein of 301 amino acids. Gene Ontology annotation, molecular function: ubiquitin protein ligase activity. The record is from RefSeq and is a predicted model, not a curated record.
UGUUCUCUACUUCCUUGUGAUUCCUAGGGCUAAUCACAGCUCAUUUCCGCAUCCAUAACUUCUCCACCAUGCCUCUUUCAACAUUUGAUCAUAAAAGACUCAGAAACUCAAGAAACAAACAAGACUUAAACACAUCUUCCCAAAGAAAUUAUUAUACUCAUUCUGUUUUGAAUUUUCAUUUUUCAAACAUGUCUACCAAAAAUGGUUCAAGGGAAUCAAAGAGUUCUUUAAGUAGAAGGCCUCAAAAGAAGAAGACAUUCAUGUCAUUAACCUUUGAAAAGCUUGGAUGUAAAGGAGAUCAUGUAGACCCUUAUAAGCCAAUGAAGAAGAACAUGGUCAGGAGAAAGAAAACAAGAUUGUUAAGUGUCAAAAACCAAGCACAUGUUGUAGUUGAUACUCAUGAUAUAUGUUAUGCUCCACCUGGGAUUGGUUCUAUUUCUGAUGUUGUUCCUAGGCCUAAAAUCACUUCUCAAAUAUCGAAAAACAAAGAGAUCAUGAUUUUCAUACAGAACUUCCAGUUUGCAAGAGAAUUAGAUGGCUAUGAUCAAUAUAGAGGCUGGAGAUUCGAUGUAGAUGCUAUGUCAUAUGAGCAACUGGUUAAAUUGAGUGAUAGGAUUGGGUAUGUGGGCACAAGUUUGGGAGAAGAGCAAAUACUCCAACAUACAAAAAAGUUUAAGCACUCAACAAUAUCCUCCCCAUUACUUAUCUCCAAAAGCUGGAGAUGCACCAUUUGUCAAGAAAGGUACAAAGGUGGUGAUGAAAUUGGAAGACUUGAUUGUGGACACUACCAUCAUAUUGAAUGCAUAAAACAAUGGCUUCUACAGAAGAAUGCAUGCCCUCUGUGCAAAAGUGCAGUUGCUCAUGAGUUUGGAGAAGCCGGUGUAGGAUUAUUCUUUAAUGUGCUCGAGCUUUAUUUCAUGCCUGUUAACUUGUUUCCCUCGUACUCUCCUUUCUCUUGUUUUAUCACAAUGUGAACUUAUCUAUGAGUGGAAUUCUGUUGUUGACAGUCAAAUUCUACAAGAAA